Lepidothrix coronata (blue-crowned manakin) is the source of this 1782-nucleotide messenger RNA. RefSeq names its product pannexin 3 (gene PANX3). Gene Ontology annotation, biological process: monoatomic cation transport; positive regulation of interleukin-1 production. The transcript has 5 exons. Gene Ontology annotation, molecular function: channel activity. The record is from RefSeq and is a predicted model, not a curated record. NCBI's taxonomy places the organism in Eukaryota, Metazoa, Chordata, Aves, Passeriformes, Pipridae. Bases 36 to 1301 code for a protein of 421 amino acids.
AGCACUUGCCAGCGUCUCCUCUUCCUCGCUUCAAAAUGUCCCUCUCGCACACGGCUGCCGAGUACAUGCUCUCCGACGCUCUGCUCCCGGAUCCCGGCAGUUCCCGAGCCAAGGGCCUGCGGCUGGAGCUGCCGAGCGAUCGCCUGCUGAAGUUUGUCACUGUGGGGCUGCCCCUCUGCCUUGUCUCGCUGGCCUUUGCCCGGGAGUUCUCUGCCGGCUCCCAGAUCAGCUGCUUCUCUCCCACCAACUUCACGGGGAAGCAGUCUGCCUACGCCGACACGGCUUGCUGGGACUCCCUCAUCCACCACGGCUUCGAUGCCGAGGGACACGCUGUCACCAAGUCCCUCUGGGCUCUCAAGGUCUUCCCCUACUCGCUGCUGGUGGUGGCGGUGCUGAUGUACCUGCCGUACCUGCUGUGGCGUUACGCCGCCGCCCCCGCCCUGCACUCCGACCUGCUCUUCAUCAUCGACGAGCUGGAUAAAUCCUACAACCGCUCGGUGCGCCUGGUGCAGCACAUGAGGAAGGUCCAGCAGGCCAGUGCCGAGCCAGAGCAAUUCUGGGAGGAGUACGAGAGGGCCCGCCGGGAGAGGUAUUUUGAGUUCCCAUUGCUGGAGCGGUACCUGACCUGCAAGCAGCACGCCCACGCCCUGACGUUCAUCUACAUCCUAAGGAACCUUCUGCUGCUCCUGUUCCUGGCUGCCACCUGCCUCUACCUGGUCUUCCUCCACCUCAACAUCUUCUUUCAGGAUGAGUUCAGCUGCUCCAUCAAAACAGGGCUGCUCCAGGCAGAGCCCCACAUCCCCCCACUCAUCCCCUGCAAGUUGGUCUUCUUCUCCAUCUUCCAGCUCAUCAGCCUCUCAGUCGGCAGCGUCUACAUCCUCCUUAUCCCCGUCGUCAUCUACAAUGCCCUGCAGCUCUGCCAGUGGGACAAGGGGCUGCUCUCCGUCUACGAGAUGCUGCCUGCCUUCGACCUGCUCAGCCGCAGGAUGCUCACCUGCCCCCUCAACGACCUCAACGUCAUCCUCCUCUUCCUCCGCGCCAACAUCUCCGAGCUGACCUCCUUCGGCCGCCUCAACGCCGUCAGCGCCCUGAGGGAAACCACGGCCAACAAGGAGGACAUCGACACCGUCAUCGAUUUCAUGACGCUGCUGGCCGGGCUGGAGACCACCAAGCCCAAGCACCACGUUUGCACCCCCGAGGCCGAGGGUGGCACAGCCCUCUCCAAUGGCACGGCCCUAGGACCGAAACCUGGAGUGGAAAUGACAGGAAAACCCUCCCGGGACUCACUCGGCUCUGCCUGAUCCAGGAGCAGGCAGGGAUCCUGCGAUCCCAGGAUCCACUUUGAUCCACAUCCUUCUUUCCAGCAUCGCUUGAGUGCAUUACCCUGGUUCUAACAGCUGUGAUGUGGCAGCUGGGCUGAGCCCACCUGCUUUUCCUGCAGCUGGGCUUUCCCUUCUUAUGUAUGUUUUUCCAGAAAAAUAGGGUUAAACAAUCAAUGUUUUGCACAGAACCUCUUGGGUUCUCUUAUUCCGAGCACUGGGUGCCACAAUGUGCCUCUUCCACACAAAUUUCCCUGCUGUUACAGCAGGAGGGGGAGGAUGGAGGAAUAAAGGGUACUCCUCUGAAGGAAAAAAGGAUCCAGGAAUAAAAUAAGCUGGUUUAUUAACUAUUUACUAUUUAUUGUUUAUUAACAGAGGGAGGUAGAAGGCACUCACACCCUUCACAGCUCCCUCUCCUAGCCCAGCCUUAGUCUUUGGCUGUGGGUUUUUGGCAGAGCUCCUC